Cantharellus anzutake is the source of this 730-nucleotide messenger RNA. RefSeq lists its product as uncharacterized. The coding region runs from base 166 to 645 and encodes 159 amino acids. The transcript has 4 exons. The record is from RefSeq and is a predicted model, not a curated record. NCBI's taxonomy places the organism in Eukaryota, Fungi, Basidiomycota, Agaricomycetes, Cantharellales, Hydnaceae.
GGCGUUAGGCGUGAUGUCGGGGUGGAGCUUCGCUGAUUUGACUUGGGGAAGCACCUCAGAUUUAAUAGUCUAAGGGACAGGCCAGAUCUGAGGCCAAUCAAUGGUGCGGGCGCGAUACGAACCUUUAUCAAUUUCCGGCAUUCCUGCAAUUCUCGUGAUGCAGUCAUGGGACGAAAUGAAGUGCUUGCUGCUUCCGCCUUAGCCUCCUCCUCUUUGCGCGCCUUCUCCUCCACUGCCUUCUGUUUCUCCGCUUCCUCUUCAACACGCUUUCUCUCAGCUGCAGCAUUCUCUGCCUCUUUCUUGGCCUUUUCAGCAGUAGCGCGAGCCCUGGCUUCUUCCUCCUCCUUGGCUUUCCUGACUCGAGCUUCUUCUUCUUCCCUGACAAGUCGUUCUAGACGUGCACGUUCUUCCGCUAUCUUCCGGAGCUCGGCCUCGUGUACUGCAAUGCUUCUUUCAAUAGACUGUCAUUGCAUUCGAGCCAUUCCCUCAAGAAUGUGUCUUCUCAAAUAUCCACGCUAUUGGGUGCCAUUGUUCUCUGUUCUUUUCCAGAGCAAGACGCUACCUCGCAAGAAAGCUUCCCUGAGUGUGCUGUCUUCAUAUUCUUGUACUGGAUCACGCCGAUGUCGAAGCCGUAUCGCAGCGUAAAACUCAUCUUGUUCACGCUGCUCUUUGUUUCGUGGUGUUCGCUUAGAAGAUCUAAGGAUCAUAAGGAAAAUGAGUUUUAUUCAAA